Molecule: messenger RNA, 324 nt
Organism: Rattus norvegicus (Norway rat)
Lineage: Eukaryota; Metazoa; Chordata; Mammalia; Rodentia; Muridae
Gene: Defb2
Product: defensin beta 2
Exons: 2
Coding region: 34-249 (71 amino acids)
Biological process (GO): defense response
Cellular component (GO): extracellular region
Source: RefSeq, marked validated
CUCUCAGGAGUCCCAGUGCUCAUUCUGCCUGCCAUGAGGACUCUCUGCUCUCUGCUGCUGAUAGGCUGCCUCCUUUUCUCCUAUGCCACUCCGGUUGCUGGAAUUCUAGGACCUCUUCGAAUACAAACAGAUUAUCAUCGAUGUCUAAGAGAGAAAGGGUUCUGUCUCAAUGCUGUUUGUCCUCGUUCUACCUUGUUUGUGGGUACCUGUUUCCCAUACAAGUUCUACUGUUGCAAGUUUAAAAGAUGAUUGGAAGGAAGCACGUGGGAGUCAAGUAACAGAUGUGUAACUGAUGUUUUAAUAAAGGAAACAUUUUUAAGCUUA